AUGGAAAUUAUGCAAGAACGUCAUUUAAUGUUUAGUUUAUUUUAUUAUAUCACAUGGAUUUCGAUUUUACGUGGAACGCAGGUGGGAGCCCACCUCAAAGAUGUCCUGAAUCCUGUAAACACAGAAUUCGAUGUGUGGCACCAACGCGACGCAAGGGUCGCGAUCCGCUCCAAUGAACACCUUGCCUGUGAGAGGCCUAAUAUUUAUAUUUGUGAGGAGCCACCAGAAACGGUCCCACCAGAUGCAAGGAAGACCUGCAACUACCGCAAUGUGCGUUACCAUGAGCAGGUGUUCCGAUGGGUGGCUGGCCGAGGAUGCCUGUUAUAUACUCCAGAUUUUCUCUACGUUGGAGGAGUCAACAAUUUUAACCUGAAUGCCGGGUGCUUCUAUGGAAACUGGUUCGCACCAUGCUUGGAAAUUGCUAAAGAAGAUGGUUCAUGUGGCUGCUAUCCCUUCGACCCUGGUCUGGAGGAGGUGGCCGCAGCAGUCCACGACGCAUUAAUCCCAUCAGCACAAGGGAGAUGGGAACGAUGCUUUUACGCAGCAACUGACUGCUGCAGCCAUUAUAUGCCCGAGAAUCUUAAUACUACUACAAAUUGCAAUAAAUGUGAGCCAACGUUUGACGGCUGGACCUGCUGGCCAGAAGCUGAUAUAGGGACUGUGGCUACAGAAGUGUGUUCGGAGUUUGCUUACUCCAAUAGUGGACCUUCUUGUCAUCACUACAGCAGCAAGCAAUGCCACAGAAAUGGGUCCUGGGAACUUCAGACAGACUACAGUACUUGCAGCAUCACCCCUCGCCUCGUCCGUCGAUACCAGUACUACAUCAUCGUCCUUUCUAUCUCCAUCGCCGCCUGCCUCCCAGCAGUCUUCAUAUUCUGCUUCUAUAAGAGACUUAGAAUACCUCGAGUGGUGUUACACAGAAAUCUUCUUAUUGCUAUCGUAAUAAGGAAUGCACUGGUUAUUGUCAGCAGAAGUGAGAUCUACAUAGACGAGCUAACAAGUUCAGGAGAGACGGUGAUGUCGACGCACGGUGUUGCCUGCCGUAUCCUAGCAUUUGCCGAAAGAGUAGCAGGCAACGCAGUGUUUGUGUGCAUGCUUGUUGAAGGGAUCUACUUGCACCGCUCCAUCGUCGCAGUGUUUAAACAGAAGCUGAAGAUCAAAUGGCUGUAUGGUGCUGGAGCUGUGAUAGCCCUAACUCCAGCAAUAUCAUGGGCGGCAGUAAUGGCAGUCCACAACGACCACUCGUGCUGGCUAGUAUACACUGUACCACACAUACAAUGGAUCCUCGACGUGCCUCGUAUCGCCAUUCUACUGAUCAACACCAUACUCUUCAUUGAUAUCUUGAGGGUACUGCUGACGAAGAUCAGAAACUCCGAGAAUGCUAACCAAUUGAGCACAGCAAAAGCGACCUUAUUCCUGAUGCCAUUGUUCGGCACGCAGUUCUUACUGACUGCCUUCAGACCUAGCACUUCCAAUUGCAUCGAGGAACAAAUCUAUUACUACGUGUCUUAUACUCUUGAGGGGCUGCAGGGCUUAAUCGUCGCUAUGAUUUACUGCUACAUUAAUACUGAGGUCCGUGGAUUAAUUAAGGCGACAUACAGAAAGACUGAAAGUGCUGUCGUUUCCCGAAUACGAAGAGAUUCCUCCUUCCCUCGUAUGAGUCAAAGUUCCGACAGGAGGAUUACCUGCAGUACUGGCCUACCGUCUAACGCAGCAGAAGAAUCGAAAGACCAAUACGCGACCAUAAGGCCCAAGUUACACGUCGCUGAAAUCAUAUCGAUACAAGCCAGUGAACGGCUCGCUGAGAUCUUAGAACCAGUGUACGAAACUAUACAAAAUGGAGUCACCAACGAAGGGUACGAUUCACUAGACAGAUCAGACCUGGACAACGACUCGGGCUUCAUAGCCAACAGAGAUUUCAAAGUAGAAGAUUAUUACGGUUUCACGAACGCAUCGAGCGUUUCUAUCGAUUGCCAAGACUGGAUCCGCUGCGUCUCAUCACCUUCCAGUAGCGUUUACAACAACUCCUUAAACGAUUAUGAAACAAAAUAUUUGGAAAAGAAAUUCCCAAAUCAUUCCAAACUUCGAGGCAUUUGUGAAGUUCGCGAAAAGAAUUCGGACCAAAUAAUUGCGAAUUGGAAUUGUAUGGAGUAUGCGGCUGCGCAAUCGCAGCCAUCUAGCGAAGAUGUUAAGAAAGAGAUCGGCCGUGAGAGAGAGCCCGUCGCCAGCGCCGGCGUCGCGAAGCCGGUCGACGACGGCGACUACGACGACUGCGAGAACAUGUUCGAGGAGAUCAUGCAAUACAUAGAAACCACCGACAAUCACAAUACUAACACUAAUACUAAAGUCACAUUAGACCCCAAUUGUCUUGCACCAAACCGUCGCGACGGAGAUAGAAUUGUAUUUCUAGAUGAAUAA
Messenger RNA from Spodoptera littoralis (African cotton leafworm), 2418 nucleotides. NCBI's taxonomy places the organism in Eukaryota, Metazoa, Arthropoda, Insecta, Lepidoptera, Noctuidae. The record is from the annotation of a GenBank genome assembly.